Paramuricea clavata is the source of this 1567-nucleotide messenger RNA. Lineage: Eukaryota; Metazoa; Cnidaria; Anthozoa; Malacalcyonacea; Plexauridae. The record is from the annotation of a GenBank genome assembly.
AUGGGAUUGGGAAAGACAAUUCAAGCAAUUGCUGUAGCGUCUUAUUACAGAACAAAAUGGCCGUUACUUAUUGUUGUUCCAUCUUCUCUUAGGAUGACAUGGAGAAGGGUAAGUCCUGUGUGGACAUAAGUAUAAUGUACGUGUAAAGUAUUAUCACUUACAUUACACAAGGCACAAGCAAAAAAAAUGUGUUUUCGAGUUUUGUGGCAAAUGCUAGAAAACUCGAAAAGGCACACUCUUAAAAACAUUGAAAUGUCCUGCAUGUUCACCUAGAAAUAAACUUAUUGACUGGGACAGAGGAAAACUGUACGUUUUGUUGACCCGAGACUGCCAAAAACAUUGGCACCCGAAAGUCCCAUUAAGUAUUUUAUUGUAACUACUGUAAAGUUAAGUGUCAAAGAACUGUAAACCGGUUUUGCUUUAUUGCUCAACGAUUUUGUUAUUCACCGGUGAAUAAUGUCCACCGCUAAGAGCUGUUGCCAGGAGACGUUCAUGCGUUCUCGUCCAACAAAAUUCAAGAAAUGAUGAACUUUGAUACUUGGUAUAUAAUAAUGCUAUAAUAAUUUGGGUUAACAUAAUAUUCCUCGUUACAUUUCCUUGCUAUUUUAUCUCACUUCCUAUAACCAAAACUGCAAACCCGUCCUCGACAAACUUGUCAAUAAACUCAUGCUUUCGUGUCAAAAUAUUUGUGCAACUGUACAUUCCUAGUCCCAUAUCUGCAGGGUGCGAUAAUUCAAUAUUUUUAGUCGUUCCUAACUGGUACGCCAAUGGUUGUUGCCGCGUACUUGCGCAGGUACAAACUCAGUCCUCAAUGUGCAUUUCAUAGUCAUUAAAAUAAGGUUCAUAAAGUACAGGUUUCUGAAAAGUAUAUUCAGACUACGAGGUAGAAAAAGAAGCACAAUUGCAUAUACAAGCAAUCGAUUCCAACGUUUCUUAGUGCCAUUAGUUCAAUCAUGUUUCAUGCCAAGACAUCUCAAACACAUGAUGUGCCAACUAAAUAACGGUAUUCAAUAUACCUUGGGCUUGGUCAUGGGGUACCAGCAAAAUGUAAGUAUAUACGCGGAUAGCAAGACUUCCACAUACCCACGUACCAGAAAACAAGGAAGUACCAGACCGUAAUAUUGGCGUACCUCCGGUACGUAAGUACGCGAAUUAUCGCACCCUGUAAUGUCUGAAUGUUUUCACACGUAAAGAAGAUACCUUUUUCGGGCGACAGGAAGCGUCGCCGGUUUUGAUAAUACCAUAUAAUUUUUUUAAUGUCACUAAGAAGCUUGUUAUAUUUGAGCAGGCCGUCAAUGUUAAAAUAAUCAGACUAUAUUCUAGGUGGAUAUGAUUAGUACCUAGCAUAGUCUGAUUAUUUUAACAUCAGAUAACAAUGAUCCAUGGUAUUUAUACAUUUUUCCAGGCGUUGAUUCGUUGGCUUCCUUCAGUACGACCUGAGCAGGUGAACGUUGUUUUAACGGGCAAAGAUGAGCCUAGUAUUGGUCUGGUGAAUGUCAUAAGUUAUGAUCUUCUGACUAAAAAGAUUAAGGAAAUCCAAAAAGUUGGAUACAAGGUCAUUAUAGCG